Molecule: messenger RNA, 4111 nt
Organism: Pantherophis guttatus
Lineage: Eukaryota; Metazoa; Chordata; Lepidosauria; Squamata; Colubridae
Source: RefSeq, a predicted model, not a curated record
UAGUCCGCCGGGGCGGCGCCUGCCGGGCUAGAGUGACGCCGACGGCGGCGUGCGCGUCCCCCGGGCUGCCUGGGCGUCUGGCCGGUCUGCGCUGCGAGAUGGCGGCGCCCGGAGCUGAGCCCGACGCCGAGCUGGAGGAGCUGCUGGCGAGCGCCCUGGAGGACUUCGAGAGGGCCGCGCCGGCGCCCGGGGAGCCCGCCGGAGGAGGAGGAGGAGGCGGCGGCGGCGGAGGAGGAGGCGGCGGCGAGGGGGUGGCGGAGCCGGCGGGAGAGGCGCAGGGCCGCCUGCUGGCCGCGCAGGAGACCUUCUUCCAGGAGCUCUUCGAGGGCGAGCUGGCGUCGCAGGCGAGCGCCGAGUUCGAGCGGGCCAUGGAGGAGCUGGCGGCCGAGGAGCCGCUGCUGGUGCAGCAGUUCCAGAAACUCUCGGCGGCCGCGGGCAGAGUCGGGAGCGACCCCGCGUCCCGCCAGGAGUUCACCUCCUGCCUGAAGGAGACGCUCAGCGGGCUGGCCAGGAACGCCGACGGCCUGCAGAGCUCCGGGGUGUCCGAGGAGGAGCUGAGCAGGACGAUGGAGGGGCUCGGUCUGGAAGAGGGGGACGGCGGGGAAGGCAGCCUUUGGCCCAUCAUGCACAGCAUCAUGCAGAACCUGCUCUCCAAGGACGUGCUCUACCCCUCCCUCAAGGAGAUCACCGAGAAAUACCCCGAAUGGCUCCAGAGACACCGAGACUCCUUGCCCAAGGAGCAGUACGACAAGUACCAGGAGCAGCACAGGAUCAUGGGAAGGAUCUGCGAGCAGUUCGAGGCUGAGCAGCCCAUGGACGGUGACCCGGAGCAGAGGGCCCGCUUUGAAAUGAUCUUGGACCUGAUGCAGCAGCUGCAGGACCUGGGACAUCCUCCCAAGGAGCUGGCCGGAGAGUCGCCUCCUGGCCUGAACUUUGAUCUGGAAGGACUGAAUCUGCCUGAUGCUGGAGGCGCCGGAGGCGAGCAGUGCCAGAUCAUGGCUCCUCCGCUCGCCCGUGCGGGCACAAAUCCCUUCGGCUCUUUUUACUCGGGGCUUUGCCCCGCGACAGCUGCCUUGCGGGAGGGCGAGGCGGGAAGGGGCUCCAGGAGCGCAGGAGGCUUGCCGGGCGAGCCCGAGUCCCUGCGGGAGGCUGGCCCAGAACUCGCAGGUCGAUGUCCGAGUGCGGUCGGAAGGAGGGGCCGGCUGUCCCACGUCCGCUUGCAAGAGGGGAACCGCGGAAGGGCGAUUGCACUUGGGCGGCCCGGCCUCCCGCCGUCCGGGCGAGGAUCCCCCGGGAGGUUUGGCAGCGCGGCGCUUCCGGACUCCCUUAUGCCAGCCACCAGGGCUCGCUCUCUAUGGUUUUUCCCGCUCUGGGCAGGCGUCUCUACGGCGCCUCCGGCCUCUGCCUUUUCCCCGCCUCUGCCCAAGAUGUCAGACGCGGGGAAUAGCACACAGGGGAAAGCGAAUAUCCCUAAUGGAAGCUUGUCCAGCAGCCCAGAAGAGAUGUCCGGAACUACAGAGGGACCCGAGACGUCUUCCGGGGUGGAGGUGGAGGCUUCCGACCUGAGCCUCAGUUUGACAGGGGACGAAGUGGGCCCCAGCCAGACUUACACAGAAAGCUCCACUGAAGAGAAGGACUCGGACAGCAUGGAGGAGACAGGGCACUACUCCAUCAAUGAACUGAAUCGGACCUAUGACCACUCCCCUUCAGAGGAGGAGGAAGAGGAGGAGGCGGAGGAGGAAGAAGAGGAAGAGCAGCAGCAGCAGCAGGAGGAGGCGGUGGAAGUGGAGGCCCAGCGUUCCCGCUGGCGAGCACACCGCAAGCGCCCCAACCAGGACAGGGACUCCUCGGAUGACGAGCGGGCCCUGGAGGACUGGGUGGCCUCGGAGACGAUGGCGCUGCCCCUGCCGCGCUGGCGAGCUCUCCAGGCGCUGCGGGGGAGGGAGCUCGGCUCCAGUGCCCGCUUCAUCUAUGAUGCCUGCGGGGCCCAGCUGUUCGUGCAGCGCUUCUGCCUGCAGUACGGCCUGGAGGGCCACGGGGGCUGCGUCAACACCCUGCACUUCAACCAGCGGGGGGCCUGGCUGGCCAGCGGCAGUGAUGACCUCAAGGUGGUGGUCUGGGACUGGGUGCGCAGGCGGCCCGUGCUGGAGUUUGAGAGCGGCCACAAGAGCAACGUCUUCCAGGCCAAGUUCCUCCCCAACAGCGGAGACUCGACCCUGGCCAUGUGUGCUCGGGAUGGCCAGGUCCGUGUAGCUGAACUCUCUGCCACGCAGUGUUGUAAGACCACAAAGCGGGUGGCCCAGCACAAGGGCGCAUCGCACAAGCUUGCCCUGGAACCGGAUUCCCCCUGCACUUUCCUCUCGGCCGGAGAAGAUGCUGUGGUUUUCACCAUCGACUUGAGACAAGACCGGCCGGCUUCGAAACUAGUUGUGACCAAAGAGAAGGACAAGAAAGUUGGUCUCUACACCAUUUACGUGAACCCAGCCAACACGCACCAGUUCGCUGUGGGAGGCAGAGAUGAAUACGUCAGGAUCUAUGAUCAGCGGAAGAUUAAUGAAAAUGAGAACAAUGGGGUGUUGAAGAAGUUCUGCCCCCACCACCUGGUGAACAGUGAGUCGAAAGCCAACAUCACCUGUCUGGUCUACAGCCACAAUGGCUCAGAGCUUCUGGCCAGCUACAACGACGAAGACAUCUAUCUCUUCAACUCCUCUCAUAGCGAUGGAGCCGAAUACGUCAAGAGAUACAAGGGCCACCGCAACAACGCCACAGUGAAGGGGGUCAACUUCUACGGCCCCAAGAGCGAGUUUGUGGUGAGCGGCAGCGACUGCGGCCACAUCUUCCUGUGGGAAAAGGCCUCUUGCCAGGUGGUGCAGUUCAUGCAAGGCGACAAAGGGGGCGUGGUCAACUGUUUGGAGCCUCACCCCCACCUCCCGGUUCUGGCCACCAGCGGCUUGGAUUACGACGUCAAAAUUUGGGCCCCCACCGCAGAGAUGCCCACCCAACUGACCGGCUUGAAGGAGGUGAUCAAGAAGAACAAGCGGGAGCGGGACGAGGACAGCCUGAACCACGCGGACAUGUAUGAGAGCCAUUUGCUCUGGUUCCUCAUGCACCAUUUCCGGCCUCGACGGCGUCACAGGCGCCAACGGGAUGCAGGCACUGGAGUGGCUGACAGCGACUCCGAGGACUCCCUCAGCUCCUCGGACACCCUGGACGAAGACGAGGAGGGCCCCGACCGGGUGCAGUGCAUGCCUUCCUGAGACCCCCAGAGGCACGGAAUAGGCUGCAGGGACGCCGGGAAGGGCGGAGAGCCUUCCCUGUUGAAUUAGCCACCCUCUUCCUGCUUUAGAUGAGAGGCCCGCCCUCACCCUGCUUGCCAGCCCUGGUUAGCAGGAGGGCCGGCUUGGCUCAGCCCCACCCUUGGACUUUGCUCUCCCUUUCGCCUUCGGCUGCCCUUUUCAGCACCAGAUUUCCCAGAGUCCCAGGGGGGCUGGAUUCCUGGCUGCGGUUGCCGCCUGUUCCCUUCAAAGCUUCUUUGGGGUGGGGGGCGAGAGUUGGCUUGGUUCCUCUCCUUUCUGGGGGGGGAAGGGGGAGGCUUCAGAAGCACUUUGGAGAUGUACUUUUAUCUCGCCCCCCACCCAUCCAAGGACACCCGGCUGCUGCAUGUUGCGUCCAGGAUGAGCAAACCUGGAUUCUGCUUUUCCAGUGAAAAUUUGGGAGCUUUGUUCCUUCUGGGUUUGGUUUUUUCCCCCUGGUUCUCUCUUUCUUUUGGUGUGUUUUUCCUCCAGCAGCUCUAGGCACAAAGGGCCUCCUUCCCUCCCUUGGCCGUCUAGAGCCGCCUCUGCGGUCGAGAGUGGCCACUCGCCUGAACUCGGAGCAUAAAGUUUAAAAGGUUUGAACGCAGCCGCCUUGUUUUUUCCCUUCCUCUUCAGGAUAAUCUCUUGGUUUUGAAAGCAACUUUUUUUCCCCCCCGAUUGCUGUUUAGAGGCCUAAUUUUAUAUGUAUUAAACAAGACAAGAACCAAAUUAAACUUGGAUGUUAUCAAGUUAAAAUUAUUGUAAAAGUUUAAAUAUAUAUAUAUAUUAUAUAAAUGCAAUAAAUGAAUUGAGAGAGA